Messenger RNA from Homalodisca vitripennis (glassy-winged sharpshooter), 888 nucleotides. RefSeq names its product farnesol dehydrogenase-like. The coding region runs from base 8 to 760 and encodes 250 amino acids. The record is from RefSeq and is a predicted model, not a curated record. The transcript is spliced from 6 exons. NCBI's taxonomy places the organism in Eukaryota, Metazoa, Arthropoda, Insecta, Hemiptera, Cicadellidae. Gene Ontology annotation, molecular function: oxidoreductase activity.
GUUGAGCAUGGAUCAGUGGAAAGGUAAGGUUGCUAUAGUGACAGGGGCCAGUGCAGGUAUAGGGGCUGCUAUAGCUCAGGCUCUGGUACAUCAUGGGAUGGUCGUGGUGGGGCUGGCCAGGAGGCAGGACAAAAUGGAGGAAUUAGCUGCUCAACUAACGCAAGCUAAUGAGCCUGGGAAGUUUCAUCCUGUGAAGUGUGAUUUAAAACAAGAAGAAGAUAUUUUGGCCGCCUUUGAUUGGGUAGAAAAGGAACUAGGUGGCGCAGAUGUACUAGUUAACAAUGCUGGGACAUCAGAUCUAAACACAAUACAAGGAGGUGUCACAGAGCAGUGGCGUAACAUGUUUCAUCUGAAUCUGUUAGCGGUCUGCAUCUGUACUAGAGAAUACCUAAAGUCAAUGGAUAAGAGAAAGAACCAGCAAGGCCACAUUUUUGUUAUCAACAGUAUUACAGGGCACGAAAUACUCGGAGGCCAUUAUGGAGUGUACUCGAGCACCAAGUAUGCUGUGAAAGCCGUGACUCAAUGCCUUAGGAGGGAAUUGGCAGAAAAGAACAGCUCUAUUAAAGUCACUAGCGUCAGCCCCGGUUUGACUGAAACUGAAAUGACUGAGAACAUUCUGGACGAUCUGGAUGAAGGAACUUGUUGGCUGGAGUCAUCAGAUGUUGCUCAGGCACUCGUGGACGUGCUGUCUACAUCUCCCGUAGCUCAGAUUUGUGAAGUCAUCCUGACGCCAGUUCCGAGCAACCGAUUUGUGUUUUGAAGAGGAUACUUAGUGAGACAUACAUACGAGUAUAAUAUAAUUUUAUUUAUAUUCAUUUACAGAUUUGUGAAGUCAUCCUGACGCCAGUUCCGAGCAACCGAUUUGUGUUUUGAAGAGGAUACUUAGUG